Messenger RNA from Trichoderma harzianum CBS 226.95, 490 nucleotides. RefSeq lists its product as hypothetical. Bases 94 to 348 code for a protein of 84 amino acids. The transcript has a single exon. The record is from RefSeq and is a predicted model, not a curated record. NCBI's taxonomy places the organism in Eukaryota, Fungi, Ascomycota, Sordariomycetes, Hypocreales, Hypocreaceae.
CUGGCCUCGCUGCAGGCCAAAGAGCGAAGCAAUGCAUCAUGGCGGUGGUGCAUUACGCAUGUACCCCCUACUUGGCCGAGGCAGCGCGGCAGUAUGACGCCGAUGAGUAGGGAGUACCAAAGCCGCCCUCCCGCGUACUCCGUGAGCUUGGCUUGCCCUGCCCUGUACUGGUGUUUACGAACACUCGGGUUGUGGUUGUCAUCUCAGUGUAAUCUGCAUCUGCAUCUGCACAUGUUGGCACCCGUCCACCUCGAGCAAUACCAAUACCUGCGUGUCGUGUGUAAUCCCAAUGUAAUACAUCAAAUACUUUUACCGGCAGCUCGGAGCACAAGGUUCACGGGCUAUUAGUGACGGCACUCGUAUCAAUACCUGGCCAAGGCGCCAGCGCCGAGCGAGCAGCGGCCGCCAACCGCAAAGCAUAGAACUGGAUAUUGAUUCGGACUGCUGCUUCGUACUCCAUAUUUCGUAGUCCAUGCUACUAACUGACCUA